Molecule: messenger RNA, 951 nt
Organism: Trichosporon asahii var. asahii CBS 2479
Lineage: Eukaryota; Fungi; Basidiomycota; Tremellomycetes; Trichosporonales; Trichosporonaceae
Exons: 3
Coding region: 1-951 (316 amino acids)
Source: RefSeq, a predicted model, not a curated record
AUGGCCGCUGCCGUCCAGCCCCACUCCAUCCUUCUCCCUUCCUCCUCGCCCCUCGGCGCGGGCAACAACCCGGUCGCUGUUCCCAACAAGGCUGGCGUCCAGGUUCAGGCUCCCGCCGCUAAUGGUGUCCACCAGCAGAACGGCGUCGCUCCGCCGGCGGCGGCGCAGCAACCCCAGCAGCUGAACAAGAUGCCUGGCACCACUGCCCACGCCGUCCCGGUUCACCAGUCCGCCGGCUCUAGCCAGGAGUCUCUCGCGUCCAACGCUGUUCCUCCCCUGUCGCCCGGCGGCAGCCAGUCGUCGACUCUCGCCGACUCGGUCAAGACUGACCACACUUGGGACGAUGCCGAGACCCAGACGAACACCUCGUCUACGGCCGGCGAGCUGACCCCGCGCUCGUCCAUGAUGGGCUCGCCCACGCCCAAGAUUAGGUUUGGCAACUGUCCCGAGCGCCCUCCUGAGCUUCGCCGCCGCAACUCGAUUACCCUCGGUGUCCUUGCCCGCAAGAGCAUGCUUCAUGCGCAGGGCACUCUGCCCGGUGGCACCCGCGUCGUCAACAUGACCGACGAGGAGUGGGAGGCCUACCAGAACAAGUUCCAGAAGAGCACCCAGGCUCCCGUCGAUCUCGGAAACGUCGUGUCGUCUGGAGCGAAGAAGCUCUGGGGCAAGAUGCGCCGCGGCUCCAACGCCUCUGUCGGCGCCGCUGGUCGCGGCCGCUCCGACUCGGCAUCCUCCAUGCCGGGCAUGCCCAUCAGCCCGCGCGAGCAGGACGAGGACGAGAACGACCCGGCCCAGAGCGCCCACCCGGUGCACCCCUCGCAGGCCACCGCUCCGAUCAUGCAGCACCCCCAGGUCCAGCCGCACCUCCAGCAGCCUGCCCCGGUCAUGCAGCAGCCGCAGCAGCCGAUCAUGCAGCACCCGCAGCAAGUCCAGCAGACGCACGCUCUCUAA